AUGGCCAGCACACACUCUCAAGUAGCACAUUGGCAAUAUGAUUUACUCCCCCAUAUUGUCGACAGGGUAGCCCGCGACGCACCGGACACGCCGUACGGCCUUUGGCUGAUAUCGUCGAUGUCGUAUGAAGAGGGUUAUCAAACCAUCACUUAUUCGCAGUUGGCGAAUGCCGUUAACGGUUUGGCAUGGUGGUUUGCGGAGCAUCUAGGGCCAGGCCAAGGAGAUGUCGUUGUCUAUAUCGGCCCCAACGAUUUACGGUUAACGGCCUUGCUUCUCGCAACUAUCAAGACAAACUACGUGAUCUUCUUCUCAUCACCGCGCAACAGCCCGGCCGCGCACAAGGCGCUGCUAGAGACGCUGAAGUGCAAGACGCUUGUAACAAUCAGUCCUGCGCCGCCACCGGCUCUCGCUAUCCUCGAGGUUGUGCAGCCUCAGAAGCUCACGAUCCCGGAAGUCGACGAGCUUGUUGGUAAAGUAUACGAGCAUUACAAGUGCGAUAGGACGUAUGAGAAGAAUGGCCGGGACCCUAUCUGGGCUAUACACACAUCCGGUUCGACGGGCUUCCCCAAACCCAUCAUCGGGACAUCUGAAGCCAUCGCGCGCCACCACAACGGCACGGACACCGCACCUCCCGAGGGGGUGCGAUCUCUCGACCACUUUGAGCGUGGCAGGAGGAUGUUGACCACUCUGCCGCCGUUUCAUGGAGCCGGCUUAGGACAAUACAUCUUUUGGGGUAUCCCCUUCGGCAGCACGCCGAUUGCCCCCUUGUCAGCGACUAUUCCCACUGCCGUGGGACUUGUUGAGGCCCUCAAAAAGGCGCCGGCUGACAUCGCGUUGGUAGUUCCUUCGGUAGUGGCCGAGUUGGCUGAAGACCUUGUUAGUCUUGAAUAUGUUGCAGCGAGUAUCAAACUGCUCGUAUAUCUUGGGGGUGAUCUACCGCAAAGUGUUGGGGAUCGCGUCGCAACCAAGGUCCCCCUCCGCUGCCAAUACGGCUGCUCGGAGAUUGGCUUCGCGCACCAGCUCUGGCCGACCGAGCUGGGGCCUCUGGACUGGAAGUACAUCCGGUUUCACCCGUGCACGGGGGCCGUCUUCGAGGAGACGGUGGACGGGACUUAUGAGCUGGUCUUCAAGCGGCAUCAGCAAGACUCCUCUUUACUGAAGACCCAAUCCAUAUGGUCCAUCUUGAACCAGGAGCGCCUUGCCGAGUUCCGGACCCGCGACCUCUGGGAGCCGCACCCGGCCGUCCCCGACGCUUGGCGCUGGGUCGCCCGGACCGACGACAUCAUCGUCUUCCUCAACGGCGAGAAGACAAAUCCCGUUACUAUGGAGCAGAGCGUUGUGGCGAGUAAUCCCGGGCUUCUUGUUGGCGCCAUCGUCGUCGGCGCGCAGAGGUUCCAGGCCGCGCUGCUGGUUGAGCCUCCACCUACCCUGAAAAUCGAGAACACGGCGGACGAGGCUGCCCUGAUCGAACGCAUUUGGCCAAGCAUCGAGGAGGCCAAUAGCAUCGCCCCCGCGCACGCGUACAUCGAGAAAUCUAAGGUCCUCAUCGGAGAUCCGAAGCGCCCCUUAAUCCGCGCGGCUAAGGGUACGAUCCAACGCGCAGUGAGCCUGGCGCAGUACUCCGCCGAGAUAGACAAGCUGUACGCCGCUGCAGAUGCCGCCGAAGGCGACAAUGACAUUAUGGCUGACGAGAUGCACAUCCCGUUAGACAGAGGGCUUAUUAUGCGACGGAUCCGGGAGGCCGUUCUUUUUCCUACGGGGUGGCAACAUAUAGAGGAUUCCACCGGCUUUUUCGACAGUGGGAUGGACUUGCUACAGGCACUGCGCAUCAUCCAUACUCUAAGAGGUGCACUAGGCGCGAGCCAUCUCGCACUGUCGACGCUGUAUCAGAACCCGUCGAUUGCGCGCCUGGCGGAGGCGAUUCUGUCGCAGAAGAGUAGUGAUGGCAAUCCUGGUCUUAUGCAGUCGUUGCUGGGUACUUAUUCGGGGCUAAUACAGCAGAUCAAACCAACAAAUAACGGCAUAACGGCUGCUGCUAAUACGGACGUCAUCCUCACCGGCUCCACGGGAACACUAGGGACGCAGAUUCUACGUGCCCUCCUUGAUAGGCCAGGGGUGGGGCAUAUAUAUUGCCUGAACCGUGGCGCGGACGGCGGAUAUGCUGUGCAGCACAAACGCUUCGGAGCCGCUGGAAUUUCAGGGGGACGGCUCGACAACAGAGUUACAUUUCUGCAGGUCGACCUAGCUCAGCCGUUCCUCAACCUCGAGAAAGACAAGUACGAAACGUUGCGAUCACGCGUGGGCGUUGUCAUCCACAACGCUUGGCCAGUUAAUUUCAAUCUAGACCUGCUUGCUUUCCGACGACAACUCGCCGGACUGGUGAAUCUUUUCGCGCUCUCUAACGCCGCGGCGGCGUCAGAAGAAAAGAAGAAUGUGAAGUUCCUCUUCGUUUCAUCCGUGGGAGUUGUUGUAGACGGAACAUCAGGAAAUGCCCCAGAAGCCCUUGUCGAAUUGCCAAGGAAACAAGACGGCAGCAGCAGCAGCAACGGCUACUCCAAAAGUAAGCUCCUCGCCGAGCACCUAUGUGAUGUCGCCGCGCGCCAUCUCAACACUUCCGCCCCUGUCGCUCGCGUAGGCCAGGUCGCCGGCGCGAUCAACCACAAGGGCGUGUGGAACCCAGCCGAGUGGCUGCCGAGUCUAGUCAUGAGCUCGCGGCACCUCGGUUGUCUGCCUGAUAACUUGGGUCCGCGCUUCUCUACGAUCGAUUGGGUGCCCGUCGACGCGCUGGCUGAUGUCGUGGUGGAUCUGAUGACGCACCACCCCAGGAACAGCAAUGACGGAGGAGACGUAGCAAAGGAACCGGCGGAGGGGGCUUGGGUACGCAAUAUACGGAACCCCGCCGUUGUGAAUUGGGAAGACGUGCUCCCCGCUAUCAAGGAGGGUAUCGAGGGUCGCGGGACCAUCGAUGUGGUGCCCGCCAGUGCCUGGUUGCAUCGACUGGAAAUGAGUGUUGAGGCUACUACUGCAGAUGAUGCAGAUGCUAUAGCGGCGAACCCGGCCGUUAAGUUGAUCGAGUUCUACAAUAACAGCGUGUGGAAUGUCAGUGUUGGACCUGCAAGUUCGGAGACGGCGCCGAUGGCUAUCGAGAAGACCCUGGAUGCCAGCCCGACGCUAAGGGAUCUGCCGCCGGUGAGCAGGGCUUGGAUGCGCAAGUGGGUUGACGAGUGGUUGGCUACGGUGGCGGUGAGGGAGGUUUAACUGAGGGUGAUUACAUAUUAACUACGACUGUGAGGUUUAUUGAUUGAUGAUUUACGAGCUGUCCAAGGCAUGUGCUAUGAGUUAGAUUGGUGCUUUCGAGGUUCUUCCAACCCGCUGUGUUGGGUUUGCUACCACUAUCGGUGUUGUC
This is a messenger RNA of Xylaria bambusicola, 3406 nucleotides long. RefSeq names its product acetyl-CoA synthetase-like protein. NCBI's taxonomy places the organism in Eukaryota, Fungi, Ascomycota, Sordariomycetes, Xylariales, Xylariaceae. The record is from RefSeq and is a predicted model, not a curated record. The transcript has 6 exons. The coding region runs from base 1 to 3258 and encodes 1085 amino acids.